This is a messenger RNA of Parnassius apollo (apollo), 1233 nucleotides long. NCBI's taxonomy places the organism in Eukaryota, Metazoa, Arthropoda, Insecta, Lepidoptera, Papilionidae. The record is from the annotation of a GenBank genome assembly.
AUGUCGAAAAUUAAGACAGGGCCUGUUGUUGACGUGCUUGGUGAUGAAAUGGCAAGAGUUAUUUGGGAUCUUAUUAAAGAUAAGCUUAUUCUGCCAUUUUUGGACAUAGAGUUACAUACUUAUGACUUAAGCAUCGAAUAUCGUGAUAAAACUGAAGACCAAGUAACCAUUGACUGUGCUAAUGCUAUCAAAAAGUACAAUGUCGGCAUUAAAUGUUCCACAAUCACUCCUGAUGAAAAGAGAGUCGAAGAAUUUAAGCUGAAAAAAAUGUGGAAGAGCCCAAAUGCUACAAUUAGAAACAUUCUUGGUGGUACUAUGUUCAGAGAAGCUAUCAUUUGCAAGAACAUUCCUCGUCUGGUAAUUGGUUGGGAAAAACCAAUAAUUAUUAGCCGUCACGCCGAUCAAUACAUUGCGAUAGAUUUUGUUGUUCCUGGAGAAGGUAAACUGGAACUUACCUGGACCCCACCUUCUGGGAAGCCUCUUAAAUAUGUGUUCAAUGAAUUUAAAGGUCCUGGUGUUGCGCUUGGUAUGUCUAAUACUGAUGCUUCCAUUGUUAAGUUUGCACAUUCUUCAUUUAAGUUUGCUUUGGACAGAAAAUAUCCACUGUAUCUAAGUACCAAAAACACUAUUCUAAAAAUGUAUGAUGGUCGUUUCAAAGAUAUUUUCCAAGAAAUUUAUGAGAAAGACUACAAAUCACAGUUUGAGGCUGCUGGAAUAUGGUAUGAACAUAGACUUAUUGAUGACAUGGUUGCUUAUGCUAUGAAAUCUGAAGGUGGAUUUGUUUGGGCUUGUAAAAAUUAUGAUGGAGAUGUUCAGUCAGACUCUGUAGCACAAGGUUAUGGAUCUUUAGGUCUUAUGACAUCAGUUUUGGUAAGCCCUGAUGGUAAAACUGUUGUGGCUGAGGCAGCCCACGGAACUAUUACCAGACAUUACCGUUUCUACCAGCAAGGCAAGGAAACAUCGACGAAUCCCAUUGCUUCUAUAUUUGCAUGGACCCGAGGUCUUUCACACCGUGCCAGACUUGAUAAUAAUACUGAGCUUAAGAAGUUUGCUGAAACAUUAGAAAGUGUAUGCAUUAAUACUAUUGAAUCAGGAAUAAUGACCAAGGAUCUUGCAAUUUGUGUCAAGGGUAUGGAUAAUGUAAAGAGAGAAGAUUACUAUGAAACUUUCGAAUUUAUGAACAAAUUGGCUGAAAAUCUGAAAAAAGCAUAUUAUCCCAAGUGUAGUUUAUAA